CCCAUGAUUUUGUAGUUCACGUCUCUGAAAUCACAUCCUUUCGUGCAAAUUCCUCUCAUAGUCGUUUUUUUAACUUUGGAAGAGAAAAUGCAGGCGGGAAAGAACGCAGCGGCUUCGAUGAAGGAGACGGCAGGCAACAUCGCUACAUCGGCCAAGGCCGGGAUGGACAAGACCAAGGCAACUGUCCAAGGAAAGGCAGAGAAGACGACAUCCCACGACCCGUUGGAAAAGCAAAUGGCGGAAGAAAGGAAGGAAGAGAAGAUAACCCAAGCUGAGAUCAACAAACUGCAGGCGAAAGAGCAGAACGCGGCGGCCAAAGAGUCGGCACGUGCCGGUCAGACUGGCACUGUAACCCUUCACCCAACGGCAGCACUGCCCGGGCAUGGGACGGGGCAGCCCCAUGGGCAGGUGACUAGCGGGGUUGUUGGGUCCCACCCUACUGCGACGAACACUGGCACCGGCACCACCACUGCCCGUAACCCUCUCGCGGGCGGCACCGACCAGACAGGGUACGGGACAGGUGGCGGUCACAGCUGAACGGGGCAAGACGUGAAAGGUGUUGUUGUUGGUAGGUCUGUUUUCGUUAUGCGACUCGUGGUAAUUCUGUAGUCUGUCAUGUAUGUUAUGUGUUUUCAGGCAGCGUAUGUUAGCGUCUCUACAGUGGUUUCAUGGACUAUUGCUACCACGUGUUUUGCAGUAGAUAUAUUUCAAUAAUGUGGCGAGGGCCACUUGAAAAUGA
Magnolia sinica is the source of this 739-nucleotide messenger RNA. Its product is annotated as 18 kDa seed maturation protein-like. Lineage: Eukaryota; Viridiplantae; Streptophyta; Magnoliopsida; Magnoliales; Magnoliaceae. The coding region runs from base 88 to 537 and encodes 149 amino acids. The record is from RefSeq and is a predicted model, not a curated record. The transcript is spliced from 2 exons. Gene Ontology annotation, biological process: embryo development ending in seed dormancy.